Molecule: messenger RNA, 533 nt
Organism: Astrephomene gubernaculifera
Lineage: Eukaryota; Viridiplantae; Chlorophyta; Chlorophyceae; Chlamydomonadales; Astrephomenaceae
Source: the annotation of a GenBank genome assembly
CGCACUAACAUUCAAGAAGUUGUAACUAUGGCAUUGAUCUCCAGUAACGAAUACCAGUAUACACGAUUCACCUGCAACGUCGCCUGAAUUGUGCUUUGCGGAAAAGACAGCUCGAGGCUGAAUUUUGUGGCAAUAUACAGACAUAUGGGCAAUUUUUAGAUUAACACGUAGCGUUUGCUGGUGCAAAAAGGAUGUUAACAACGCCUUUCAUCACUUUCCUUGCGUCGCUAGCAUUUUUUCACUGCAGCGAAUUCUUGUUGGCCUACGCCUUUAUGCGUCACGAGCUUUCGCUGAGCUCCUGGCUGGUCAGCAAACCGUAUGCCGUGGCUAUGGCCUUCGCUUUGUUCGAGUAUUGGUUGGAAUCGUGGCUGCUGCCGGGCUGGAAGAUAGGGAGCGGAGGCAUGGGGUACCUUGCAUGGAGUGGGCUGGCCCUCGUGCUGCUAGGCGAGGGGAUACGCAAGCUGGGCAUGUUCACGGCCGGCGGUAACUUCACCCACAACAUCCGAACGGAGCGACAUCCCGCGCACUCGCUG